GUUAUUGGCCCGAGGUUUCUUUCUUUUUUUGAUUUCAAUUAUUUCAACUGGAUAACGCGGUAAAUACACGCGACAAAAAUGGUAAGAUCAUCUCAACAUGCUCGGAGACGGCAAAUUCGGCAAGCUGGUACAACUACUAGUAAAGCAAAUACACGUGUUAGACGACAAAAUACACAACAAACGCGCGUUCAAAGAAGUCAAACUCAACAAACUUCUAUUACCGCUCGAGAAAUAAACGCUCAAAGAAUGCCAAGACGAGGAUAUGUUCAACUACAACUUGAAGACAUUAGACUUCAAAGGGCUUUAGAUAAUGACGUUCUUUGUCGACUAAGUUCGCCACCAACGAUAACGGAUCAAAGAGUAUUUCAACUUAAACAAAACGAACCAGAAGAAUUACCAAAUAUUGCAAUGACAAUACAUAAUAUCGAAAUUGCUUGGAUAUUCUUUGAUACCUGUGCUUAUUUCUUCAAAGAUAAUGUACAUGAAGCUAAAGAUUUUAUUUUAUCUGUAUUGACUGUUGAUAUCAUGAAUCAACUUUGGGGUAAUAUAGGCUACGAAGAAUCUUAUGAUGUAUAUAUUGUUGGAUGUUUUUUUUCUCGGGUUUUAUCUGAGUUUAGGGCAUUUAUAUUACCCCAUAUCAUUCAAACUUUGGAAGAUAUCGGUUAUCUAGGGCUAGGAGGGAGAGUGUAUGUGGAAGGGAAUAAUUUGGUUUACAAAAAAACAAGAUGUUAUCUUAAUGGUAAAGAUUAAGCUCACAAAUGCACUUUAAAUUGCAAUAUUUUUUUAAAUGGUUUUUAUAAUCUGAUGUUACCACAAAUAAUAAAUACUUAUGAUUUAAAUAGUGAUAUAUUUGUACUCUAAUAAAUAAUUAUUAAUAGCC
Messenger RNA from Rhizophagus irregularis DAOM 181602=DAOM 197198, 880 nucleotides. RefSeq lists its product as uncharacterized. NCBI's taxonomy places the organism in Eukaryota, Fungi, Glomeromycota, Glomeromycetes, Glomerales, Glomeraceae. The record is from RefSeq and is a predicted model, not a curated record.